Messenger RNA from Capsaspora owczarzaki ATCC 30864, 1753 nucleotides. Its product is annotated as Ser/Thr kinase. Gene Ontology annotation, cellular component: nucleus; cytoplasm. The record is from RefSeq and is a predicted model, not a curated record. Bases 174 to 1460 code for a protein of 428 amino acids. Lineage: Eukaryota; Filasterea; Ministeriida; Capsasporidae. Gene Ontology annotation, biological process: peptidyl-serine phosphorylation; endocytosis; signal transduction. The transcript is spliced from 4 exons. Gene Ontology annotation, molecular function: ATP binding; protein serine/threonine kinase activity.
UUUUUUUUUAUUGUGUGUUUUUGUGUUUUUUUGUUGGUUUUUUUUUUUUACUUUGUUGCUCACUGUUUUUCUGACCUAGACACGAAGCAACUGCCAAAACGUGUUCUCGCUCUGUCUCGCUCUCUCUGCCACACCGAUUGUAGAACAAACGAAACUCUGAUCCCCACACCACCAUGGAGCUUCGCGUCGGCAAUAACAACAACGAGUACCGCCUCGUGCGGAAGAUUGGCUCGGGCUCGUUUGGCGACAUUUACCUCGGCACCUCCAUCACAACCGGCGAGGACGUGGCGAUCAAGCUCGAACCCCUCAAGGCCCGGCAUCCCCAACUGCUCUAUGAAACGCGCUUGUACAAAAUUCUGCAAGGUGGCACAGGCAUUCCGCACGUCCGCUGGUAUGGUGUCGAAGGCGAUUACAAUGUCAUGGUGAUUGAUUUGUUGGGCCCAAGUUUGGAAGACCUGUUCAACUUUUGCAACCGGCGCUUCACGCUCAAGACGGUUCUGAUGCUUGCCGAGCAAAUGUUGACACGGCUCGAGUACGUGCAUAGCAAGCACUUUAUCCACCGCGAUGUCAAGCCAGACAACUUUUUGAUGGGCGUGGGCAAAAAGUGCCACCAGGUCUACGUUAUUGAUUUUGGCCUGGCCAAGAAAUUCCGUGAUCCAAAGACCAAGCAGCACAUUCCGUACCGCGAGGACAAGAACCUGACUGGCACUGCACGCUACGCAUCGAUCAACGCACAUCUGGGCAUUGAGCAAAGCCGCCGCGACGAUAUCGAGUCGCUCGGCUACGUGCUCAUGUACUUUAACCGAGGAACUUUGCCCUGGCAAGGCUUGAAAGCAGCCAACAAGAAGCAAAAAUACGACAAAAUCUCGGAGAAGAAAAUGUCGACACCAAUCGAUGUGCUCUGCCGAGGAUAUCCGAUCGAAUUCCAACAGUACAUUGCCUACGCGCGCAACCUUCGCUUUGAGGAACAGCCCGACUACUCGUACCUGCGCAACCUCUUCCGCACUCUGUUCCAGAAGGAAAAGUACGCCAACGACUUUGUCUUUGACUGGAUUUACGUGCUGCGACAAAAGCAAAUCCAAAAGGAGGCGGAGGCCAAGGCCGCCCUCGCUGCCCAGCAAAGCCUGCAAGCAACGGGCACGAUGACCUCCCCAGACCAGCUUGCCGCCAUGCAACAGCACUAUGCACAGCAAAUGCAGCAGCAACAACAACUACAGCAUCAGCAGCUCUUGCUGCAGCAGCAACAACAGCAACAGCAGGCGACCUCUGCCGCCAUGGCUGCCGCUGCCGCCUUGCAGCAAACAGGCAUCAGCACCGCAGUAGCCCCAUCACCAGGGCACACGGGUCUACGGGAAAAUCCCGCGCUUGGAGCACACUCGUCCACGAACACUAGCAUGGCCGUCAUGCCACCGUCACAAGCCCCGUCAGUCAUGUCGCCCCAGCGCCCACCUCACAUGUAAACCCACCCCCUUUUCUUGGUUCUGUUCAUUUUAUAUUCCCCUGUUCCACAUAACUUUUUUGUUUCCUUCAUUGUAUCCGCCUUGGUGCUAUGCUUGGCUGUUUGGUUUUUUCUUUUUGUCCUGUUCUGUCCUGUUCUGUUGUGUGCGAUUUUUGUCCCCCUUUUUUCGUGUGAGUGUGUUUGUGGUGUCCUCUUUGCUCUUUUGAUGUAGUUCUUUUGCUCCCGCUGUUGUCGUCGUCCUGCCUUCGCGCUGUUGCAUUUUUUUUUUCCGACCUGCCUUUGUUGUUUCACGAG